Psilocybe cubensis is the source of this 1824-nucleotide messenger RNA. RefSeq lists its product as uncharacterized. The record is from RefSeq and is a predicted model, not a curated record. The transcript has 11 exons. Bases 1 to 1824 code for a protein of 607 amino acids. Lineage: Eukaryota; Fungi; Basidiomycota; Agaricomycetes; Agaricales; Agrocybaceae. Gene Ontology annotation, molecular function: oxidoreductase activity, acting on CH-OH group of donors; flavin adenine dinucleotide binding.
AUGGUAAGGUCUGAAGCAAAAAUGCUUCAAGUUGUCCCGCGCACUCUACGGAGUUCUCAGUUGUGCCUCAGUACUCAAGCUGUUCUUAUCACGCUACCAUCUCAACUUAACACUACGGUUUAUGACUAUGUGAUAGUAGGCGGUGAGAUGAAAUUGGCGCAGGAAAGUGGCACUGCUGGGCUUACCCUUGCAAGCCGUCUUACGGAGAACGUUUCCACGACUGUCAUUGUACUUGAGGCUGGAAUAAGUGACCAAAACUUCCCUGAUCUCCGGAUACCCUUUUUAGCGCCUACUAUGACCCCUAAUACACAAGUUGAUUGGAACACUACUACCCAGGCGCAGCCGGGAUUGAACAAUCGUGUAGUUCCGUAUAUCAGAGGCCAUGUAUUGGGAGGAUCAAGUAGCGUAAAUGAUUGGAAUAGACUUGCUUCGGUCUCUGGUGAUUCGGGUUGGGGAUGGACGAACAUGGAGCAAUAUGUCUUCAAGCAUGAAAAAUUAGUAGCACCAGCUGAUGGGCAUAGCACAGUGGGCCAAUGUGAUCCUGCUGAUCACGGAACAGACGGUCAAGUUUUCAUCAGUCUUCCAGGGAACAAUCGAACAAUAGACGAACGAAUUUUGGAAACCACUCAACAGUUGGCCGAGUUCCCGUUCAACGAAGAUACUGGAGGAGGAGAACAUAAUCUUCUUGGUGUGGGCUUUAUUCAAUCUACUAUAGGAUCAGCAGCUCGCAGUAGCUCUUCGACGGCUUAUCUAAAUUCCACCGUCAUUGGCAGGCCUAACUUGGUAGUCCUUGUUAAUGUUACGGCGACGGCGCUAAUUCAGUCAGGCAACUCAACAAACGGAUUGCCAUCAUUUCGAAGUGUACAUUAUACGGCCUCUCCCCCUCCAGGAAAUCUCACACUUGGUCAAAUACAAACUGUUACCGCGACCAAGGAGAUCGUUAUUUCUGCCGGAGCAAUCGGCACGCCGCAGCUGCUCAUGCUCUCAGGAAUUGGCAAUAGCACGGCGCUAAAUCAUUUACAGGUCACUUCAACAAUUAAUAAUCCUUCUGUUGGUGCCAACCUGAGUGAUCAUUUACUCAUCCCAAAUGUUUUCGAGGUAGAUGACACUGGCACGCUUGAUAUCAUAUUCAGAAAUGCAACUGCCGCCGCCGCUGCACUAACACAAUGGAGUGGAAAUAAGAGGGGUAUCUACUCAAACACUGUCGCCAGUUUUUACGGUUUCACAAGAUUCCCGUCAAAUGAUUCCAUCUUCGAGUCUACACCGGAUCCUUCUGCAGGGCAGAAUACUCCACAUUGGGAAAUUAUAUUCAGCCCAGGAACUCCAAUGCCAACGACGGGAAAUUUUCUGACAGUCGUCACUGUUCCAAGUACACCCACUUCUCGGGGAACCGUCACCCUACGAAGCAAUAAUCCGUAUGAACUGCCUAUUGUUGACCCGCAGUAUUUGACCACUGCCUUCGAUAUCUCUGCUGCGGCAGAGUCGGUUAAAGGAGCUCUCCGCUUCAUUUCUGCGCCUGCAUGGUCCCGCUAUGUCACUGGAAAUUUCAGUCAAGCACUUGCGACGGCAACAAAUGAUUCACUCAUAGAGGCAUACGUCCGUGGUAUUGCUGGAAGCGCGUUUCAUGGGGUUGGGACAGCUGCGAUGUCACCAGCGAAUGCAAAAACAGGAGUGGUGAAUGCAAAUCUGACACUAAAAGGCGUCGAUGGAGUCCGCAUUGUAGAUGCUUCCGUGUUUCCUUUCAUUCCAAGCUGCCAUACUCAAGGCUCUGUAUAUCUUCUCGCAGAAAGGGCUGCUGAUCUCAUCAAAGCCGCAAAUGAAUAG